Messenger RNA from Maylandia zebra (zebra mbuna), 5439 nucleotides. Lineage: Eukaryota; Metazoa; Chordata; Actinopteri; Cichliformes; Cichlidae. The record is from RefSeq and is a predicted model, not a curated record.
AACCUGAACUUUACGGGCUUCAGGAAGAUCCUGAAGAAACACGAUAAGAUCUUGGAGACGUCGCGGGGAGCCGACUGGCGGGUGGCCCACGUUGAAGUAGCUCCGUUUUACACGUGCAAGAAGAUCACCCAGCUCAUCUCGGAGACCGAGGCGCUGGUCACCACGGAGCUGGAGGGCGGAGACAGGCAGAAGGCCAUGAAGAGGCUGAGGGUCCCUCCGCUCGGAGCUGCACAGCCUGCUCCUGCCUGGACCACCUUCAGAGUCGGCCUUUACUGCGGAGUCUUCCUCGUCUUAUUGGUCGUUGUGGUCAUCACAGUAGCUGUGGGGACAGAUCGUUCUGAUGUUUGGCCUAUGGUCCGAAUCUACAGAGGAGGCUUCCUGUUAAUAGAAUUCCUCUUCCUGUUAGGCAUCAACACUUACGGCUGGAGGCAAGCAGGCGUCAACCAUGUGCUCAUAUUUGAACUGAACCCCAGAAACAACCUGUCCCAUCAGCAUCUGUUUGAGAUUGCAGGUCUGCUGGGGGUGCUGUGGUGCGUAAGCCUGCUGUCCUGUCUCUUCAGCGACAAGAUCCUGGUGCCGAUGCAGGCCAACCCUCUGGCUCUCUAUGGGCUCUUCUUCCUUUUCCUCAUCAACCCCUUCAAGACCUGCUACUACAAGUCACGCUUCUGGCUGCUCAAACUUCUGUUUCGAGUGGUGACGGCUCCGUUUCACCGCGUUGGCUUUGCAGACUUCUGGCUGGCUGACCAGCUCAACUCUCUGGUGGUGGUGCUGAUGGACCUGGAGUACAUGAUCUGUUUCUACAGCUUUGAGCUGGACUGGACCAAACACAACGGGCUCAUCAGCAGAGGUAACGAUGUGUGCAACUCGUACUCGUAUGGCGUUCGGGCGGUGAUCAAGUGUCUUCCUGCGUGGUUCCGAUUCGUCCAGUGUCUGCGCCGUUACCGUGACACCAAGCGGGCCUUCCCUCAUCUGGUUAAUGCUGGCAAAUAUUCCACCACCUUCUUCGCUGUUACCUUCUCCGCCCUCUACAGCACACACAAAGACGCAGGCUCGGAGGCCCAGAUCUUCUUCUAUCUGUAUAUUGGCUGUUUGGCGCUGAGCUCGUGUUACACUCUGGUCUGGGAUCUGAAGAUGGACUGGGGACUGUUUGACCGCAACGCUGGAGAGAACACCUUCCUGAGAGAGGAGAUAGUCUAUCCACACAAGGCCUAUUACUACAGCGCCAUAGUAGAGGACGUGCUGUUACGCUUCGGAUGGAUCUUAACGGUCACCGUCACCACGCUCGUCACGUUUGACGGCAUCUCUGACAUCUUUGCUACAGUCCUGGCCCCGCUGGAGGUCUUUCGGCGCUUUGUGUGGAACUUCUUCCGCUUGGAGAACGAACAUCUGAACAACUGUGGUGAAUUCAGAGCCGUCAGAGACAUCAGCGUGGCUCCGCUCAACGCCGACGACCAGACCCUCCUGGAGCAGAUGAUGGACCAGGAGGAUGGCGUGAGAAACCGACAGGGCAAGAAGAGCUGGAAGAGGAGCUACAGUAUGAGCCUGCGCAGGCCACGCCUGGCCUCGCAGUCCAAGACUCGUGACACCAAGGUUCUGAUAGAGGACACGGAUGAUGACUCCUGACAUCAGGCCACGCCCCUCGCCUGGGUCCAGAAUUUAUUCAAAGGAGGAAACUCCACCUCCUAACUGAGGAUUUACCCAGAGAGUGGGCGUUGAGCUCCCAACCAGGGAUGAGUUUGAAGCUCGUACCUACGUCAUCUUGUUUUUCUCUGCUUGGGUUCAGGACUGCUCGGACGGAUGAACUCUGACCUCUUAAACAAACAACCCAGCUACGUGUCCAACCUGCUGUCAACACUCCCCGAUGGUGGGCUUAUCACUUAAACUCUACUUUACCCAGGCAGCCUCCCAGAGGUGGAUUCUUAAACUACACCCACUCCUCCACCGCUGCUCGGGCUCUUCUCGAAGCCUCAGCAUAGCACGAGUGAAACACCAGUGACAUUUUCCAUUUCCCAGUGCCGUCUCAGUGCCACACCACUCCCAUACAGGGAGAGGCCAACAGUUUAAGCCUGUUGCUGUCCUUUGGCCAUCAGCAUCCCCCGCUCCCAGCAUCCUGGAAACGACUGGGCAGAGGCCUGUAGUAGGUUAUGUAGUAGCUGCAGAAAUUAGGAACCACCCUGUACUUUGCCCCUCGGAAGGAAAGCAAAAACACCACAGGGGUUAAAACGAGUCCUCCUCAGCAGACGGUGCUGAUGGACAUCUGGUAACUGUGGCGUCCCCGUGCUGUUCAGCUUGAUCACUCAGUCAUCACAGAGCUGCCUACCUGCACCUUACAUGCUUUAGAAACAUGCACUUUGUAGGAGCGUGAGAUGGAGGCCCAUCAUGUCUCGACACACGGACGGUGAUUUUAGUGUUUCAUCGUUGGUGGACGUGCAACGCUCAGCCAUUAUUCACUAUAAGGAGACAGAAACGUGGCUUUUUCUUUGUACCUGUUGUUGUAAAUGUACCACGGACCAAAGUUCAGUGUGUGUGGAAAUAUUUAGUGAGUGCCACACAGGAAACACACUGUGUAGUGCUGCCGGCUGUUCAGCUGUGGAGAACGACCAUCAUCCUGUCGUAGUUCCCACUCACCCGCCCCGGGAAAUGGUUUGAAUGUACAUCACAUUAUUCGUAUAGGUGUAGAUCUGCCACCUCGUCGGGUUUGAACAAACUUGUGUUGUCCCCUGAAAUCGUGAUUUGAAAACCUGAAGACUGUUUGAGUAGAAACAGUUGGUUUGUGCAACAUGUCGUCUUUGGGCUGGUUCACUGAAAUAUGAGGGUGGAGACGAAGGCAGAGGUCACCUGUCUGUCAUCAGUGUCUGUCUGUCAGCAGGUGGUGUACUGAAACCUGCUUGGCUACGUGUAUGCUAACUUGACAGCAAGAAAUGCUGCUCUGAAACAAAGUGUGUGCAGCACGAAGCUGUGAGUCUUAAGAAGGAACAGUCUUAGUUGUUGCCUUUUUGACCUUCCUGCAGCAGGGGAGCGAUUCCUGGUUUGUGCGCCAUCAUCAACAGGUCGCACACAUCGGUCUGUUUUCACUGCUCGUUUCUGCCUGAUGAUGUUUCUUAGAGACGGGACAACACUGGAGGAAAGGCUUUCCUAAACGUUGCUCUUCACGUUCCAAAAGUCGUCAGCUCCCUUUUGCUUCGUGCUUGGAUGAGAUUGCGUCUGACGACAGCUUCGACAAAGUGUUGCUGUCUGUGCUUUCAUGAGGCGGCGGUUCGUUUUAUGUACUUAGUUUUAAUGUUGUGUGCAUGCAUUUGGAAGUCCUGGCGUGUGAUGGCCUAAGACUUGUGUGCACUUUUUUACUUUUCUCUGCGGAGCCUCGUUGUGAUGUUUCUGUUCUGCUGUAUUUGCCUCCGUACAGACUGCGGCUCUUUCAAUCCUCACAAUGCAUCCAAAUACAUGUUUGCGUCUUAAUGUUUUACAUUUGGGAAGUUCUGAUUUGGAUCCUCAGUUUAUUUCUCAGCUGAAAUAAGAAGCACGUUAGCGUUAGGCUAUCGUCGGAUAACAACAUUCCCAUAGUUUCUGUUUUUUCCUUAUUAUUGAGCUAAAAUAAAGACAAAUAGAUUCCAUAGUAUAUAAAAGUUUGUACGUCUGAUGCUAAUUAUCAUUUAUGAUCACCAUCACACGCUGUCUGAGAUUUGUCCACCACAUUAAACAUGAUUCCACUUCCAGUCACCAGAUUAAAAAACAGAGCGUGCUCCCUGAUUGGUCGGUGAGUGCUUCCUGUUAGCUGUCGUGUUGCUACGUGACUUCCCUGUGAUUGCCAGGGUUGCUCGCAGUUUGCCUGGAAUAUGCUGACUUAGCAGUUUUCUAAUUACCUCCGAGCUGUGGGAAGUGUGUCCCGUCUGGAAUUGGAGAACUUUUUCCUUCAAAGUAAAAGCUGCGCCUCAACACAUUUAAGGUGCAGCUAUUACUCUGAAGGUGAACGUUGUGUUUCCAGUCGCACUUUUCACAUUAUCAGUUCUGCAGGGGGCGUGGCCAACAGGUGUGUGCAGACACGUCAGCAUCUUCCAUGCAAACUGCAGACUAACAAGCACUACAUACCUGUGACCAGGUUCACCAACCAGCUGCUGGUGACCUGAUGGUCACCUGACCCGACCGUGCCGUGAGGCUGACGGGCUGUCACCACAUGGUCACUUUUUAUGAAAUGAAACAGUAAAAAUGAUCUGCAGAGACCAUGGCUGUGCUAGCUGUUAGCUUGUGACAGGAGGUGUAAUGCUUCAGCCCGACUGACUGAUUUUACUGCAUCACUUUUAAAAUGCCUCCGUGUAGCUGACAGUCCAGGAUUGGACCAGGAUAUGAUGCUUCUGUUUCCCAACUACAACAUGGAGCUCUGGCAGGUUUGAGUAUGUAACAGUGUUCAUACUGGCUCUAUAAAUGUGGAGUCAAACCGACCUGACGGUGCGUUUCCCUACAUCCUGUGUCUGCUUUCAGUUUCAGCGAGCGCUCCGGGAGCUCGUCUGCUCAUUCCUCACGCACACAUUCAUGCACUCUAACAUUCCCACAGCGACCCUUUGAAAACCUCGUUUCCUGAUACGUUUCCAAGCAUUUGCCGACUGUAGCUCGAGCUCAGGGUUCAUGUCCGUCACCGACACACUGAGCGUGACAGGGUCGUCCUCGGGUAACCAUCAGAGAGCAGCACAUGUUCGUCCGACACAGUCGCUCCACCCAAAGACGAGUCAGUCCCGUGUUCGUACUGUUACUUUGUAGCUCCUCAGGUUUCACAUUGACACACAGAUUAAAAUACAGUGAAGCCAUCGAUGCAUGAACAGUGUGUUUCACAUUGGCAGGAGAGUGGGAGACGCAAUGUGAUGAAGAUUUUGUACUCAGGAUAUUGUGAGCACACUUGCACCUUAACAUGCUAACUCACGAGCAGCUGCGGAGCCCCGACUGCGCGCAGCCCCCCAUCACCCCGCGUGCCCUUUCCGUCUGUUUGCCUCCUGUUGUGCAUCCAAGUCCAGGACCAAAUAACAUGUUGUGAUGCAGAAAGUCUAAGUUGGGCUUCUUUUCAUGUAUUUACAUUGAAUGCAUCAGUUGCUUCAUGAUUUCAGCUGCAGGCUGACUUGGCUGUAGCUUUAUUUUACACUCCGUUUUUAUAAGCCUGUGAGACUUUAAAAAUGUUUGAUGUUAUGACAGACAGGUGACGCCCUCCACCCUGAUGAAGCUGCCCGGCAGUAGAGUGUAGGCCUGGGCCACACUUCACUAUGAUGUUGGGAUUGUCAGAAGCGUGCCACCAAAAGCCAAAUCGAAUGUUUGAUCUAGUUUGUGAUUUUCCCCUUUUUUUGUUCACAUAUUUUAAUCCAUGUUGAAAUUUAAAUGUUAAUUUUGGUCAAAAUGUUUUGGAUGACAUUAUACAUUUGAUAUGUUUCACGGUUCAAAUAAAACGUUGUAUAGAGA